Molecule: messenger RNA, 219 nt
Organism: Penicillium verrucosum
Lineage: Eukaryota; Fungi; Ascomycota; Eurotiomycetes; Eurotiales; Aspergillaceae
Exons: 2
Coding region: 1-219 (72 amino acids)
Source: RefSeq, a predicted model, not a curated record
AUGCCUCGAAUGGUCCAAAUAGAAAAGGAUGUCGAGCUGGAGGAAGCGAAAAGACAACAGAAGCAAGCCAGACGCGAGCUGGAAAGGCUCGAGCGGAAGAAGGAGGAGAUGAAGGCCGAACAAGACAGAAAGGCUGAACAGGAGAGAAAGGCAAUGGCUUUUAAAGCUCGCAAUCAGACUAAAAGCUCGCCAUCGAAAGUGGCAGAUUCCUCUCCCUAG